AUGGCUUCCCAAGAUGAGGAUAUGUCCGACUUCGCUACCACAGUCCUCGAGUACGCUCCGCUGUUCUCUUUUGCCGAGCAGGAAGAAUCGCGAUCACCUCGUAGCCCGACUUGGGCACCACCAGGUGCAGCCACUCCUUUCAAUCUCGACAAGUAUUUUCCGAAGUCGCCUCUGCCUCAUCACAGGAAGAAAGCAUCGGUUCCUGCUCCGCCCGCGGCUCCCUUGCCAUGGAUCUGGCAGUGUCAUCUGUGCCGUAAUCGAUACGCUCUGGGCGUUACGCGGCGAUGUCUAUACGACGGCCACUACUAUUGCUCCGGUGAGACCAAUGUCAAGAACCUGAAAAAGAAGAGGAAAGGUCAGGCUUGCUCGAGCGAAUUCGACUACGAGGGCUGGGAUGAGUAUGGCGAAUGGCGACGGAAGGCGCUGCACAUGAUCGACAAUACUAAAGUGCUCACGCGAUGCGAAAAGUGCGACUUUCCCAGCAUGUGCCGGACACCACCCGAGCAGUAUCCCGUAAAAAUGGACAGGGUCUCACAGCCAUCGUUCGAAUUGCCAGUUGCGGAGCUGCGAGAGUCCAAUAUCCAGGUUGACUUCCAGCUGCCAUCGGCGCAAGAGCUGCUAGCGCUGGAGGAGGGUGAGAAGGAAGAGCUGCUGCGCGCCGCCGGCUCAAGUUGCGCCAAGGCCGAUAGGAGCGUGGACUUUGAGAGAAUCUUGCAGGAAGCCCAACGUCAGGAAGAUGAAGCCAAGAAGCAGAAGCAGAAGCAGAAGCAGUCGAAAAUGACAGACUACUUGAAGGGAAAGUCUAGCUCCAAGAAAGAGAAACCGGAUGACAAGCGCUCGGCGAGUGCGAACCUGACGUUGAAUCUUGAGCAGGAUAAAGCACGGAGGAGCGGUGUGUCGGAUUUUGUCAUGCCUUCGAUCGACAUCUGGGGCAAGGGCGGAAAGCGCAAGAGUCCAUGA
This is a messenger RNA of Cyphellophora europaea CBS 101466, 960 nucleotides long. RefSeq lists its product as uncharacterized. The record is from RefSeq and is a predicted model, not a curated record. Bases 1 to 960 code for a protein of 319 amino acids. The transcript has a single exon. NCBI's taxonomy places the organism in Eukaryota, Fungi, Ascomycota, Eurotiomycetes, Chaetothyriales, Cyphellophoraceae.